Brassica napus (rape) is the source of this 5692-nucleotide messenger RNA. RefSeq names its product transcription factor MYB86-like. The transcript has 9 exons. The coding region runs from base 2306 to 3190 and encodes 294 amino acids. NCBI's taxonomy places the organism in Eukaryota, Viridiplantae, Streptophyta, Magnoliopsida, Brassicales, Brassicaceae. The record is from RefSeq and is a predicted model, not a curated record.
GUUAGAUGGGCCGAUCAGAUCCCACCAUAAUAGGGUCACAAUAUAUGAAUGUUUUGAGACAAAUAAGAGCCUGGUCAAGGCGGGGUUUAUGUCGUUGUCUGAACUCUCAAAGUCUGUGGAAGUCUUGUGGGAAACGGUCAACAAAGGAUGUUUAACAUAACUUACUUAAAGAUAAGAUUUAACGGUGGAGUAUAUGUGUUAUUUGUUUUCUCUUACACUUCAACAGCUUUCAAAUAUCUGUUAUUAUUCGUUGUUUCUUCUCAUUUUUAAACACAAAGUUAAAAGUAUGUAAAUAUAUGUCACGUUUUAUCGCAAAUCGUUCGUCCCGUUGUUCUAAGAGUAACCUCUUUGAUAAAAACUAAUGAGUAUCUAGAUUAGAAAAUAAUAAUAAUAGAAGAUAAUUUUGUUAAGCAAAUGAAUCUUAGGUAAUAAACUAAGAGCAUGAUUAACCCGGGAUUCUUAGGAUGAGGUUCUUAGCAGAAGUUAAGAAACUGUUUCUUAACUUCCGCUAAAAACCCCAUUCUAAAAAUUUCGGGUUAAUCAUGGUCUAAUAAAUGAGAAACAAUGGCAUUUGAAAUUUUCAUGAGUUCUCAAAGUUUUCUAUAUGAGAAUUUCUUACUUUCUCACUUCUUUUCGAUAUUUUUUUAAUUUUAAUCAUGAUAUCUUCUUCUUAUAUACUUGCAAUGGAUAUGCUCUAAAAAUAUGUUCGAAAUGAUUCUCAAUAAGUUUGCGAAGAAAACUACUCAACACAAAACAAACCUCAAGAACUGUUGACGGUAUGGUUUUUUUAUAAAACUGUUGACGGCAUAUAUGUUUCAUGUUAAUAAACUAGUACGUCCAUCUAAACAUCUGGUACAAAUUAACUAAGAAAAAGCUUAAACCAGGAAACACAAAUUAACUUCCAGAAAAGAGAGCUUCUUUGUUACUACUCCGACGAUCAAAAUCACGCACGUGAUUUGUAAAAGCAGACUCAUGAAUCAUGAUUACCCAGUUUAUUUUUUAGGACCGAUGAAUUGUGUUACAUCAUUCUGACUUCAUGUUGUCAAAUUAAUACCAGAAAUGUCCUAACAAUUGCAUAUACUUCCUUUAUUUUUUAAUAGAAAAUUCAAAGAUUACCAACUGGUCUAUUCCAUUGCUUACCCAUGGUUAGGGUUUAUCAAUAAAGGACAAAAUAUUUCAUCAAAAGAAAGACAAUAUAGUACGUUAAGACAAAUUUGUUUAUAAAUGUAUAGUUAAAUAUAUGUAGCUUCAUUCAGACGAGGAUUUUUACAUGAUAUGGUAAUUAACAGCGACGGAUUUAUAUUAUUAUGUUAAUUAACUGCUUUCUCCCCCACCCAUUAGUCUAUUAUUACAUUUAACUUGACGGAUUCAAACUAACGAUUGCUUUGUAGACCCAUGUUUAGCUUGACCCGUGCGUGGCUUACUUAAGCGGAAAUGUUCUUUAGAAGCUCCAGGGAUUGAUAUACUCAAUUCUCCAAUUUUCUAGUAGUUGCGAUUAGGUUGGAAUAUUUUGCAAUCGUGCUCCCUACUUUACCUCCAAUUUUAACUAAUAUGUUUAGUAAAUGAAACUUAUUUACUGAUAGCAAUACUCUUCACCAUUCCAAUUUUCAGACUACAAAAAUUAACGCAUUUUCAAAGAAGUCUCAUACAUGAUAACGAUCAGUGUAUCCGGCCUAUAAUGAAGUGAAGGGGUAACUUAAAGUAUGUCAAGAGAUAAUUUGGAUUCUUCACGUCUAUGCGUAUUAACUUUUAGUGUACAAAGGUGCGUGAUGAUGCAUACAAUUAGUCAAUCUGAAAGGUCUAAAACCCAAUGGUUAUAUACAACAUAGCGUAAUAAUUAUCAGAUGUUAAUAACUCGUGUUUUAUUCUAGUAAUCUUCUUACCAAUACAUUUUGAAUUCUAGACCGAAUGUAACUCCGUAUAAUUUACUCAUUAGGGCGUGUCCUAUAUAGUUAAGGAACAGAUAGUAUUAAACCAUUAUUAAAGAAACACUUAUAAUUUACAGUAUCUAUGCAUGCAAUGUAUGCCAAUAAUUAAUCACAAGUACAAGUUAUAUAGAUAUAUGGAUGACUCUUUUUAUCAAGGAAAGUGACGUGAAAUGUUAAUAUCUCUAAACAGGCUUCCAUUUGAAGACACGCAGAGAAGAAGAGAAACAAUACAAGUUUGGUUAAUCAUAUUAGAUUAAUUAACCGUAGAAAGGAUAUAGUACUGAUGAGGGAAAAAUAAUUAAAUAGUGACCCUGCUGGUUUAUUAACAUUUAACACCAAGAAUCUUAGCUUGUAUGUUGUAUAUAUAAAUUAGGAAGAUGAGAGGGAAGUGGGAAAUGAAAAGAGAUGAAAUGGGACAUCGAUGCUGUGGAAAACACAAAGUGAAUAGAGGGCUUUGGUCUCCUGAGGAAGACGAGAAGCUUCUUCGUUAUAUCACUACUCAUGGUCAUCCAAGUUGGAGUUCCGUACCCAAGCUUGCCGGGUUGGAGAGGUGUGGGAAGAGUUGCAGGUUAAGGUGGAUAAACUACUUGAGGCCUGAUUUAAAGAGAGGUUCGUUUACUGCGGAGGAAGAGCAGACUAUCAUCGAUGUUCAUCGUAUUCUUGGUAACAAAUGGGCUCAAAUUGCUAAACACUUACCUGGACGCACUGACAAUGAAGUCAAAAACUUUUGGAACUCAUGCAUCAAGAAGAAGCUUCUUUCUCAAGGCUUCGACCCUUCCACUCAUAAUCUCAUGCCUUCACACAAAAGAUCUGCUACUUCUUCUAAUAAUAAUAUUCCCAAGCCAAGCAAGAUGAAGUCCAUCAUGACAAACCCUACUUUUGAUCUAUCAACCACUGCUUUCUCAAUCACAAACCUUAAUCCUCACACUUCAACUAAACCAAACAAAGUUAAAUCUCCUAUCCGAACUCCAUUACCCUCUCAGACCAUAAUCCCUAUCAAUAAUACCAUGUCAAGUCUUUUAGAUUAUGAGAAUAUGAUUCCUAGCUGGUCAGAUGUUGAUGGAGUGGCACCAAUCCACGAAGAAGCUCCGAUGUUUUCAAGUGAAAAGGCAGUAGUAGGAAUUGAUGACGAUUACUUCAACCUGGACAUUUUGUUUAAUACGCCUUCUACUACUACUUUUGAUCAUGAUUUUGCUUCUAUUUUUUCUUCUGCAAUGUCUAUCGAUUUCAAUCCUAUGGAUGAUCUUGGCUGGACCUUUUAGUUUUACUCUGUCUCUUUCUAUACUUUGAUCAGGUCCUCAAGUGUAAAUAAUUUAUAUGAAUAACUUUUACUUGUUGUUGUCACUAGUUUUGAUAGCUGAGAUUUUACCAAUAUCAGUUUGUCAUUUUCUCAUUAAUCUUUCGUUUUCUCGUAGUCAUUUUACAUUAAUUUGGGCUUUUUAAAUCUACUUUCAUGUAUUUAUAUAAAAACCCAUAUGAUAAUUGUGGGUCCUAAAACCCACACUAAGUAUUUGAGGUGGUUGUUUGUAAAAAUAGGGAGGAAAGAACUUCAUGAACGACAAUAUCCUCAGAACACAACGAUAAUUGGGUUCGAUUUGUCGGGAAUGGAUUAUAUUCGUAGGUCGAAUAUCAUAAAGAUAUCAGGAGAGAUAUAUAUCGUGACUGAACUCGGGAUCGAGCUGCCUACGUACCCGUUGAGGGAUCAAGUCAUAACGUAGUUCGAUUAUCAUCAUCUCGAAAGAGAUGUUAUCGGUCUCGAGCGGGAAGUCGUUUCCAUUGAUCUCGAACGAUACGUCGGCUUUGUCGGUUCUUGAAUAAGAGGUCGUUUAUGUAUAAGUGAUGGAUUCAAAUAACUCGAUCUAUCUUAAUAUGAUCUCAUUAGGUCGUAUCAUCUGAAGAAGAGCACGUGUCAUUGACAUGAUCGAAGUUUGUUACUAACUAUCUAUCUAUCUAUAUAAAGUAUGGUUUGCUCUCUCCUUAGAAAGACACCUAGGAUGUCACAUAGGAAAUUCAGUUCACAGAAUUGUGCCACAUGUCCAAGCGUUGCGUUUCAUUUAAUCGAAGGUUUAAUGGAUUUGGGUUUCAAUUUGUAUACAGGUUUUAUGUUCAGAAUGGACCCAAACAAAAUAAAGAGCAACUCGAUAUGUAAUGAAACGCAACGUUUUUGAUUUAGGGAUUAACCCAUUCUUCGUAUCCGCCAUACGAGAGCUAAACUCGAUCUAUGGUUUCGAAAGAGUUCUUUCAUCUUCUUCCUAAAAAUUCUGAGAGUCAAUCAGUUACAGGUUCAUCUUCUUAAAGUCAGUUGCUUAAAUCCAUGACCCACAAUCUCUCUUCAAUGCAAUCAUUAAUAUGGGAGGCGGUGGAAUUGCGACAAUAAAAAGUGCGGUUUCUCCGUUAUUGGGAGGCUAGAAACGUCCGACGCGGUGGAGAACUCAUGGGAGUCAAUAUGUUGCGACUUGAUUCCCAGGUUUGUUUUAUUCCUCAGCUUGAGUUCAUAACUAGAUUUUUUUUCUUUAUUACAUUUUUAAUGUUUCCGUUGUCUUCCGGUUGCCGGAAGAAAGUUGGAUUCAGGCCCAGAAAGAUUGAUUCAUGGCUGACUGAGUAGUAUAUUGCAUGUUUCUUUUGUUCUUUCAAGCUGAGACUUAACGAAGAAGAACAAGAAAAAUAAGAGUAAAAGCAUGAAGACGGCCCAACAAUCCCUGUCGUUAAGAUUUUUCCAUCUGGAGAGUUUCCUGAAGGUGAAAUCGAACAGUAUAAGGACGACAAUUUGUGGAGAACAACAUCCGAAGAGGAGAGAGAUUUGGAGCGUUUGGAGAAAGCCAAUAUACAACUCUGUACGCCAGGCUGCAGAAGUUCAUAGCGAGGUUAGAAAAUAUGUAAGAAGCAUAGUGAAGCCUGGAAUGUUGAUGACUGAUGUAUGCGAGACACUUGAGGAUAUUGUUUGUAAACUUAUAUCAGAGAAUGGUCUGAAAGCUGGUAUUGCUUUCCCUACAGGAUGCUCUUUGAAUUGGGGUUGCUGCUCAUUGGACACCAAACUCCGGAGACAAGACUGUACUUCAAUACGACGAUGUUAUGAAAGUGGAUUUUGCAACACAUAUCGAUGGGGACAUCUCUCUGUAUGUGGGCUAUAUAUUAUAUUCUCAUACUGCGCCUUUUGUUUUUUUCUGUUUGAUUUAGUGAUUAGUGGUGGGAACUAUUUUCUAAGGAGUUGUUCAAAAAAAAAAUUACUGGCAGAUAUACACUGAGUAGAGUCAUAAUUUUUGUCAUGUACACUCUCUUUUGUUCGAGGUAAGAUAUUUUUUCUUAGAGGAGCUGAUGACAUAUACUAUGUCAUUUUUGGGGUCUUUGCUAAUAAUUUUGAGUGCCUGUUUUAGUGGGUAAUGUUUUUUUUUUAGAAAUGGCUUUCAGUUCACCCAAAGCUCAUGGAAGAACCUUUAGAUGUUGCUGAAUGAUGAUUCAUAUAAUUCACCGGUGGGUCUAGACAGAAACGGAAUUGUCCUUCUGCUAUGGGAGAAUGGUACUUUAUGUGGCUCCAUAAGCCCUGACGAAUUAUUUUCUUAUGUGUCCCUUUUCUCUAAAGAGCAUCCCAGUUAAAGGCUUCUCUGAUCCAGCUCCAAUAAAAGCUCUCAGUUACACACAAUGUGUGCGCCCUAAGAAGUAAGGAAGUUGCGGUAGUUGUGUUUUGGAGUUUAAGCUAAUUCUUUUAUUUACUUGGAUAUCAGAUUUUCAAAACUUUUGUUCACAAUAUAAUUUCUUUUUUGUUA